GUGAUGGCUCCUCCGGAACUGAUUGGUUACUGGUUUGUCCCGCCCUUACGCGUGCGCACUGUUAGUGCAGAGGCACGCCAUGGAGGACCAAGAUACGCUGGGUUUUGAACACAUGGGGCUGGAUCCCCGCCUCCUGCAGGCUGUCGCCGACUUGGGCUGGUCACAACCUACGCUGAUCCAGGAAAAGGCUAUACCUCUGGCCCUGGAGGGGAAGGACCUACUGGCCCGCGCCCGCACAGGCUCCGGGAAGACGGCAGCUUACGCUAUUCCUAUGCUGCAGUUGCUUCUUCACAAGAAAGCGACAGGUCCUGUAAUGGAACAAGCUGUGAGAGGCCUUGUCCUCGUUCCUACUAAGGAGCUGGCACGGCAGGCUCAGUCCAUGAUGCAGCAGCUGGCAGCCUACUGUGCGCGAGAUGUUAGAGUGGCUAACGUCUCAGCCGCUGAAGACUCGGCUUCUCAGAGAGCUAUGUUGAUGGAGAAGCCUGAUGUGGUGGUGGGGACCCCAUCCCGAAUAUUAAACCACUUGAAGCAGGACAACUUGAAGCUCCGUGACUCCUUGGAGCUGCUGGUGGUAGACGAAGCUGACCUUCUCUUUUCUUUUGGCUUUGAGGAUGAACUCAAGAGUCUUCUUUGUCACUUGCCUCGGAUUUACCAGGCCUUUCUCAUGUCAGCCACUUUCAACGAGGACGUUCAAGCUCUGAAGGAGCUGGUACUACAUAACCCGGUUACCCUCAAGUUACAAGAGUCCCAGCUGCCGGGGCCAGACCAGCUGCAGCAGUUUCAGGUGGUCUGUGAGACUGAAGAAGACAAAUUCUUGCUCGUGUAUGCCUUGCUCAAGCUGUCACUAAUUCGGGGCAAAGCCUUGCUCUUUGUCAACACUCUAGAGAGGGGUUACCGCCUCCGUCUUUUCCUGGAACAGUUCAGCAUCCCCUCCUGCGUGCUCAAUGGAGAACUCCCGCUGCGCUCCAGGUGCCACAUUAUCUCACAGUUCAACCAAGGCUUCUAUGAUUGUGUCAUAGCAACCGAUGCUGAGAUCCUGGGACCGCCAGUUAAAGGCAAGCGGCGAGGCCGAGGCUCCAAAGGAGACAAGGCUGCUGAUCCGGAGUCAGGUGUGGCCCGGGGCAUAGACUUCCACCACGUGUCUGCUGUGCUCAACUUUGACCUUCCUCCCACUCCAGAAGCCUACAUUCAUCGAGCUGGCAGGACAGCUCGAGCCAACAACCCAGGCAUAGUUCUGACCUUUGUGUUGCCCACAGAACAGUCUUGCUUGGCACAGAUCGAGGCACUUCUCAGUGGAGAGGGCGAGGCUCCUAUCCUGCUUCCCUACCAGUUCCGGAUGGAGGAGAUUGAAAGCUUUCGCUAUCGCUGCAGGGAUGCUAUGCGCUCAGUGACUAAACAGGCCAUCCGAGAGGCAAGAUUGAAGGAGAUCAAGGAGGAGCUUCUACACUCAGAGAAGCUCAAGACAUACUUUGAAGACAAUCCCAGGGACCUGCAGCUGCUGCGCCAUGAUCUGCCCUUGCACCCUGCCGUGGUAAAGCCUCAUCUGGGCAAUGUCCCUGACUACUUGGUUCCUGCCGCUCUUCGUGACAUUGUACAUCCUCGAAAGAAACGGAGAAAGCUGCCCUCCUGUAGGAAGGUUAAGAAGGUGAAAACCCAGAACCCACUGCGUGACUUCAAGCACAGGGGAAAGAGACUGAAAGCCACAGCGAAGCCCUCCUGAGGUGGCCUGGACCUGACGAUGCUGAAUUGGGCAUCCUGACCUGGAUGGAGUGAGUGGGCUUCCCACUCUGAUGCUCACUGUCUGGAAAGACUGUACUUGGAUCGCUGUCCUGCCGCUUAACAGAAUAAAGAUUCCAGCUGCCCCUGGCAGUGA
Molecule: messenger RNA, 1873 nt
Organism: Phodopus roborovskii (desert hamster)
Lineage: Eukaryota; Metazoa; Chordata; Mammalia; Rodentia; Cricetidae
Gene: Ddx56
Product: DEAD-box helicase 56
Exons: 14
Coding region: 80-1720 (546 amino acids)
Cellular component (GO): nucleolus
Molecular function (GO): RNA helicase activity; nucleic acid binding; ATP binding
Source: RefSeq, a predicted model, not a curated record